Messenger RNA from Thlaspi arvense, 1548 nucleotides. NCBI's taxonomy places the organism in Eukaryota, Viridiplantae, Streptophyta, Magnoliopsida, Brassicales, Brassicaceae. The record is from the annotation of a GenBank genome assembly.
GCCGAUCUUCUAUUCACCUGCCGUCUACAUACUAAAGCCAUGAACAUCAAAUCAGGAAAACUUUAUGGGAUCUCCAUUUCUCUCAUUAUCAUCAACUUAGCCACAAUGAUGCAACGAGCAGACGAAAAACUCAUUCCUUCGGUUGCCAAAGAAUUAAAAGAAACGUUCAAUGCAAACCUCUCUGAUAUUGGAUACCUCUUAUUUAUAAGAAACAUUGUUCAAGGACUUGCCUCGCCUUUAGCUGGUUUAUUUGUCAUUAGUUAUGACCGUCCAACAGUUUUCACAAUCGGUUGUUUAUGUUGGGUCCUAUCAACUGUUGCAGUUGGAGCAAGCCACGUCUUCAUCCAGGUUACCCUUGGGGCAGCAGUCAAUGGGUUUGGACAUGCAAUUGUUUAUCCAGUGCUUCAGUCGAUAAUUGCUGAUAGCUUUAAGGAUAGUGCAAGAGGUUUUGGAUUUGGUUUAUGGAAUCUCACUGGUACGGUCGGGGCUAUAGGUGGAACCGUCGUGGCAACGGUCAUGGCUGGUCAUGAUUUCAUGGGGAUCCCAGGAUGGCGCUGCGCCUUUAUGUUGAUUGCAACAACGAGUGCGAUGGUUGGGAUUCUUGUUUAUCUCUUUGCCACCGACCCGAGGAAAAAGAAAAAUAGCAGCUUCGUUUCUCAUGAUUAUGAACGAAAUGAACUUAUGCUUCACAAAGGGAAGAACUAUGAUGCUGCAACAAUGGAGAAUACGAGCUCAAUUAUGAUGGAAUCGUUGGUGGCCAUAAAAGAUGUAACCAAACUACAAACAUUUCAGAUCAUCGUAUUACAGGGAAUCGUCGGUUUGGUGCCAUGGAAUGCAAUGGUUUUCUGGUCAAUGUGGUUUGAACUCAUUGGUUUUGAUCAUAAUCAGACGGCAGCACUAAGCGGGAUAUUCACCGCCGGACAAGCAAUAGGAUCUUUGGUCGGGGGAAUAGUUGCUGACAAAAUGUCUCAUAUAUUUCCAAACUCAGGCAGAGUGAUGUGUGCACAAUUCAGCGUUUUCAUGGGAGCUAUAUUCUCCAUUAUCCUUCUGAAACUAAUCCCACAGUCCAUCGACAGUUAUUACAUCUUCAUGGUCACUCUCUUUCUAAUGGGUCUCACCAUAACUUGGUGUGGACCAGCCAUUAACUCUCCAAUCUUAGCUGAGAUUGUUCCUCCUAAGCAUCGAACCAUGAUCUAUGCCUUUGACCGUGCACUCGAAGUUUCUUUUUCAUCAUUUGGUGCUCCUUUGGUUGGGAUUAUGUCAGAGAAAUAUUUUGGGUUUGAUGCAAAAGGAAUUGAUAAUAUUAAAGACUAUGGUCGUGAGGCCGAGGCGUUGUCGAAGGGGAUCAUGUGGAUGAUGGCUGUUCCGUUUGGAUUGUGUUGUCUUUGCUACACACCGUUACAUUUUAUUUUUCGAAAAGAUAAGAAAAUUGAUAGUUCAAAGGACGUAGAAAUGAUAUGAGAGGUUAUUAUCCUACAUAUGUAUCCGUAAUGAAGAUCGAUGAAAAUAUGAUCAGAAUAAUUUAAUGUAUCAAAGAAGAUUGAUAAG